Molecule: messenger RNA, 1335 nt
Organism: Arabidopsis lyrata subsp. lyrata
Lineage: Eukaryota; Viridiplantae; Streptophyta; Magnoliopsida; Brassicales; Brassicaceae
Exons: 2
Coding region: 27-842 (271 amino acids)
Biological process (GO): meristem maintenance; meristem development
Source: RefSeq, a predicted model, not a curated record
GUGAAGCAGAUUCUGACAGCUCGAAAAUGGACAGUUUUGAGUGGCGUCCCUACACAAAAACUGUGAAAAACUGGGAAUUUUCUCAGUUUUACCCGGAGGAAGAUAUGUGUGUUCCAGUUUGUCCGAGUCUUGAUGAAGAAUUUAUCUCCUUUGCUCGAUGCAUCAAAGUUUCUGAGCUUGUUGGCAUUAAAAAAGUGGAGCAUUACUUCCCAAAUAGAGUGGCUACACAGUUUGGAAUGCUUCAGGAUGUUCCUUCUCCUGUUGACAGGAACAACCUCUCACGGGAGGCAGCUUGGAAUGAUUAUGAUAAGCCUAUUGAUGAUUUGACAUUACACAUUUCUUCCCGUUCUGCAAUACCUCGUGUUACUUCAACGUUCGGCGAAUGGUGGAGAAAGUCGUAUAUAGAAUUAAUUCAGUAUUCUUCUAAGGAGAAGGAUGCUGAUGAAUCAGCUGAAACAUUAAACAUCAUAGGUGAUGAUACUAGUUCAGGCUCAAGCAAUGAUGAAAUGACUAUAGCUGAGUAUACAAAUAAGAGACUCAAGUGCAUUGAGGAAUCUCGUGACAAGAGACGCAAGUGCAUGAAACAAGCUCGUGAAAUAGGCUCUAACGGAACAAGCAAGGAUGAAAUGAAGAUAGCUGAGGAUUCAAACAAGAGACGCAAGUAUGUGAUGCAAGAUCGUAAGAACGAUGAGAUUACUAUGGGUCUUUGUCAGAGUCUGCUACCUUCAGAAAAUGAUGUAGAAGUCCAUAGUCUCACCAUCGCUCAACCGCUGAGACUUAAUAACAAGUAUAGUGAAGGAGAUGAACCGCUGGAUUUAAACAUUCCCAUUUGCUGUAUCUGAUGAAACUCAUGGACAGGAUUGUUUGCUUCUUGAUACUGGCCUUGGAAGUGAAGAAACUAUGAAAUCCAGUGAGGGUUUAGAAAAGAGAAACGAUGGUUCUGGUGAGGGUAAUGCUGGCAAGGACUCCUACGAAGAGAGAUUUCAAAAGCUGAAGGUGCUGGCAUCGUCGCUAGAAGAGCGUAUGAAUAAGACACAAAAAACUGUGGCAUGGUUGAUAGAACGGAAAACCAUAAAAGAGAGAAAACCAGCAGCAGCUCGUUUGAUCUAGGCGUGUUCGAGGUUGUUUUGGGUAGUCAAAUGCAAGUGGGAUAUCAAAGAUCAGUCUCACCUUUGUGAUCUUUUGGUUUAUUAUCUUUUUAUUUUUCUUCUUAGUAUCUUUUGAGGACUGGUUUGCUUUUGAAGUGUUUCAUUUAUAUCUUUUGAGGACUGGUUUGCUUUUAAGUAUUUCAUUUCUAUCUUUGAACACAGUUAUGAGUUUCUUGGUGUGUUGCAG